This is a messenger RNA of Fusarium proliferatum ET1, 1077 nucleotides long. RefSeq lists its product as uncharacterized. The transcript has a single exon. The coding region runs from base 1 to 1077 and encodes 358 amino acids. The record is from RefSeq and is a predicted model, not a curated record. NCBI's taxonomy places the organism in Eukaryota, Fungi, Ascomycota, Sordariomycetes, Hypocreales, Nectriaceae.
AUGAAGACCACCACUUACGUUUCCGCUCUCCUUAGCCUGGCCUCCGCCGUCAGCGCUCACUACACCUUCGACAAGCUCACCCUCGCUGGCGUCCAAGAGGGCACUGAUAACCAGUACAUCCGCAAGCACCAGAACGGCUACAUGCCCACCAAGUUCAAGGGCAUUCCCGACGGUUCCAUCUCUCCCACCGACAAGGACUUCACCUGCAACAAGGGCUCUACUCCCUCUCCCGACGUCUUCAAGGUCAAGGCCGGCGAUGAGAUUGGUCUUAAGCAGGCUUUCGGCGGUACUGGAAUGCAGCACCCCGGUCCUAUCCAGGUCUACGCUGCUCCUGUCAAGGACGCUACCAGUGACAGCCCUUAUGACCUCAAGUGGUACAAGAUUCACCAGGCUUUGAUCUGCAAGUCUGGCAAUGCCGAGUCUCUCCGCUCCACUGCUUGGUGCUCUUGGGAUGAGGACUCUGUUCACUUCAAGAUUCCUUCUACUCUCCCCGACGGACAGUACCUCCUCCGUGGUGAGCACAUUGCUCUCCACGGUGCUCAUGACGGCCAGGCUGAGUUCUACUAUGCUUGUGCUCAAGUUGAAGUCACUGGUAACAGCGCCACUACCAUUCCUGGUACUUCUGUCUCUAUCCCUGGCGUCUACAAGCAGGACGACGCUGCUGUCAACUUCAGCCUUUGGGGAAGCUCUACCUCUUACGAUGUCAUGCCUGGUCCUGAUGUCAUCCCCGGUGGUACCAUCCGUGGUUCCGCUGACGGUGCUGGCGGUGAUGUCACCAAGACUGUUGAGGGCGGUGCUGAUUCCGGUUCUGACUCUGGUUCCGACUCUGGCACUGGUGCUUCCCCCACCGAGGGUUCCGCUGCUCCUUCUACCGCCCCUACUUCUGCUACCGAGUCUUCUGCGGCUCCCGUCGUCCCUGAGAUUCCCGACUCUGCUGAGACCACUCCCCAGCCUACCCCCGUUGCCGCUGAGACCACUCCUCUCCCCUCUGCCGGUAACGGUGCCAGCAGCGGCUGCUCUUCUGGUUCUUCCAAGGCCCGCCGCCACGCUCGCCACUUCGCUGCUCACCGUUUCUAA